AUGUCGGUCAGCUCGACAUUAUAUUCGAAGGCACCGACGAUCGAGGUCCUGACGAGACGAUACAGCGCUGACGACCUUAUGGAGGAGUGGGUUUCGACAGUCACCGGCUCGGAUCUCUCCGUGGCUCGCGUCUACCUUGCCUUCUCGUGGGGAUGGUGUUUCUACUACGGAAUGGAAAAUCAGACAGGACCGCUCCUCGACUCGGUCGCGCAUAUCCGCGUCUCCUUCGAGGCACCCGAGUCGAGCAACGACGAGACCGAUAUCCUACGAGCAGUUGCGGAUUUCGGCGGCUUCUGGGAUAUUCUCAGCCCGUCUCGGCGCUCGUAG
This is a messenger RNA of Microdochium trichocladiopsis, 327 nucleotides long. RefSeq lists its product as uncharacterized. The transcript has a single exon. The coding region runs from base 1 to 327 and encodes 108 amino acids. The record is from RefSeq and is a predicted model, not a curated record. NCBI's taxonomy places the organism in Eukaryota, Fungi, Ascomycota, Sordariomycetes, Xylariales, Microdochiaceae.